CUAGGAGAACUAGGCAUAGGUUUCUCUUCAAUGCUGCUCGCUGCCACUCGGUUUGAUGGUCACUCGCUCUUGGGUUUGGAGGAUUCUAGCUAUGGAGCUUCGAUUCGUCACAGAAAGGCGCGGGGGAUUAGAAUUGUGGCCGCUUGCACGCCUCCUUACAAAGUUCUUAUCACUGGCUCUAGCAAAGGGAUUGGAAUGGCGCUGGCGGAGGAGUUUCUUAGAUCCGGAGACAAUGUGAUGAUCUGCUCGAGACGAGAGGAACACGUAAAUGCGGCUCUACAAAGCUUGAGCAGCGAAUUUGGCAGCCAGCGCUCUUGGGGAAAAGCGUGCGAUGUGAGGGACCCCAAGAGCAUCCGGGAGAUGGUAGAGUUUGCGAGGGACACGUUUGGAAAAGUCGACAUUUGGAUCAACAACGCUGGCUCCAAUGGCUACACGUAUAAGCCACUCGUUGAAACCAGCGACGAGGUGAUCCUGGAGAUCGUCGAGACGAAUCUGAUCGGUGUCAUGCUGUGCUGCCGAGAGGCAAUCAAGCUGAUGCGAGACCAAGGAUCGGAGGGACAUAUUUUCAACAUGGAUGGUGCUGGUGCUGAUGGACGUCCCACGCCAAGAUUUGCAGCAUACGGAGCAACCAAACGCAGCAUCACGCAAUUCACAAAGACUUUACAGGCAGAACUCUCCAUGCAAGGCGUGAAGAACGUCUUCGUGCACAACCUCUCGCCAGGCAUGGUGACAACCGAUCUCCUAAUGUCGGGAACUGACACAAAACAGGCCAAAUUCUUUAUCAACGCGCUGGCAGAACCUCCCGCAGUGGCUGCCGCGUUCUUGGUUCCUCGAAUCCGGAGCGUCGUCGCCGAGAAGAACCCAAAGAGCACGUACAUUCGAUUUCUCACGGGCGUCAAGGCCUACUCUCAAAUUCUCAAAAGGAUUCUCUUCAAAUCAAGGAAAGAUCGCUUCGUCCGGGAAGAAGACUAGGCUAGCCCCGGUUGGCGAAGAUUCCAUUUUCAAAAGUGGAAUAUCCUGGCGCGCUUUUCCAGCCGUCCGACCGGGCCACGUGUCGGCAUUUUGACCGGCGACGUGCCGGCGCUCGAUGCUUCGUUUUCUAGGGCUCUUGCAGCGCGCGGGGGAAAUGGAGGCUUUUUGGAUUCUUGCUGUGGGAAAUCCAAACCAAGAUCGCGCGCU
Selaginella moellendorffii is the source of this 1179-nucleotide messenger RNA. RefSeq names its product chlorophyll(ide) b reductase NOL, chloroplastic-like. Gene Ontology annotation, molecular function: oxidoreductase activity. The transcript has 13 exons. The coding region runs from base 31 to 972 and encodes 313 amino acids. NCBI's taxonomy places the organism in Eukaryota, Viridiplantae, Streptophyta, Lycopodiopsida, Selaginellales, Selaginellaceae. The record is from RefSeq and is a predicted model, not a curated record.